AUGGCAGCAGCAGGCGUCUCUCGCUCUGAGGCCUUCGAGGAUUAUUCUCUCUACAGUAACCUGAGUGAUGAGGAGCUGCUGCAGCUCGCCAUCGAGCGCAGUCUGACUGACUCACCCGGCAACGCCUCCAAUGACGUCACCUCUGCUUUUGCCAACACAACUCCUCACCAACCUGACAGCAGCAGCCUGAACCCUGCAUCCAGAAACACUAACCAAUCAAGGCACAGCUCCCAAUGUCCACCUGCAAACUACAGCUCUCCAAAUCCCCCGAGGGAGGAGCCUCCUGAUCCGAAGACUUUUGAUGGGACAGUCAGUCACUUCAUGACGGGUUCUGGGAAGCGCAUGGUGGAGUAUCGCAAAGCUGAUGGCAGUCUGGCCUUCAUAGCUCCAGAACCUGAAGAGGAGGAGGAGCCUCUGUUCAAAGCAAUCCGUGUCGGUGACGCGAGCAGAGUGAAAGCGUUGGCAAUGUGUCUGGGAACAAACCUUAUGCUGCCAAGUAAACCAGGCUGGCUUGCGAUCCACCAGGCGGCUUGGUAUGGUCAGGAAACCUGUUUGCAAGUACUGCUGUCAGCUCAGCCGGGAAUGAUCAACAAAAGAACGGAACGCGGUGAGACGGCGCUGCUUGUAGCUGUCAGCAAAGACCAGCUGCAAUGUGUUCAGGUGCUGCUGGAAAAUGGACUGGACCCCAACAUCCCAGACUAUGACAAAGAGACUCCCCUUUACAGAGCCUGCGAGAGGAGCAUCCCUGCGAUGGUUGCGGUGUUGUUGAAUCACGGUGCGGCGGUGAACACUCACUGUGUUUGGGGUUGCACCGCCCUGCACGAAGCCGCAUGUCGAAACAACCCGGAGAUCUGUGAGAUGCUGCUGAAGGCUGGAGCCAAACACAACAUCUCCAACAUGUACGGCAUCUCACCGCUGUUCACUGCAGCUCAGAGCGGGCAGCUCGCCACCCUGCGCCUCCUCAUCAAACACGGUGCAGACAUUAAUGGUCAGGCUGCUGAUGGAGCAACCGCUCUGUAUGAAGCUUCUAAAAAUGGACAUGAAGAAAUUGUGGAGCUCCUCCUCUCUCAGAACGCAAAUGCCAACAAACCUGGAAAGUCUGGGUUAUUACCGAUUCAUGUCGCUGCUCAGAGAGGAAGUGACAUCAUUGUCUCCAUGUUGAUCUCGGCCACCAGUAAGACCAGAGUCCGGCGGACUGGCGCCAGCCCACUCCACCUGGCCGCUGACCGUAACCGUGAUGACAUCCUUGAAGUUCUGAUCAAGGCGGGCUUCGAUGUCAAUGCUCAGCUGUCUGACGAACGAUCAAGGCUGUACCAGGACCGCCGCAGCACGGCACUCUACUUCUCCGUCAUCAACAACAACAUCGACGCAGUGCGCAUGCUGCUGGAGGCUGGUUCCGACCCAAACCUUGACGUGUUCAGGCCGCUGUUGGUGGCGGCGAGGCAGGGCUGUAUCAAGACUGUCACCCUGCUGGUGGAGCACGGAGCUGACAUCAACGCCUCCAUCCCCACACACCCCACCACUUUCCCCGCUGUCUACAUGUUCUCCAUGAAGUACCUGCCUAUGUUCAAGUACCUGCUUGACCACGGAGGCCACGCACUGUCCUGCUUCAACUGUGUCUUUGGUAACCGACCGCAUCCAUCAAUCAAAACAACGCGAUCAGAGAGGGACCUCCCCGACACUGACCGGGUCCCCCAGCAAAGGGGAGGCGUUCAGUUUUGUGAGAUGAUCUCGGCCCCUAGUAUCUGUCGGUGGGCGGGGCCGAUCAUUGACAUCCUGUUGGACUACGUUGGUCAUGUGACUCUCUGCACCAGAGUGAUGGAACACCUGGACAGUUACUCCGGCUGGAGCGUGAUCAAGGACAAAGCAGCCCCUCCUCGCCCGCUGCUGCAGCUCUGCAGAAUACAGGUUCUGCAGCUGGUUGGACGACGUCGUUUGAAGAAGCUGCCGCUGCCUGGUGGUCUGAUCCGCUUCCUGCAGCACCAGGAAGGAUCUGUGGAGGACUUGUGA
Molecule: messenger RNA, 2010 nt
Organism: Anoplopoma fimbria (sablefish)
Lineage: Eukaryota; Metazoa; Chordata; Actinopteri; Perciformes; Anoplopomatidae
Gene: asb2a.1
Product: ankyrin repeat and SOCS box containing 2a, tandem duplicate 1
Exons: 9
Coding region: 1-2010 (669 amino acids)
Biological process (GO): regulation of barbed-end actin filament capping; intracellular signal transduction
Cellular component (GO): nucleus; cytoplasm
Molecular function (GO): protein binding
Source: RefSeq, a predicted model, not a curated record